Ictidomys tridecemlineatus (thirteen-lined ground squirrel) is the source of this 4061-nucleotide messenger RNA. RefSeq lists its product as uncharacterized. Lineage: Eukaryota; Metazoa; Chordata; Mammalia; Rodentia; Sciuridae. The record is from RefSeq and is a predicted model, not a curated record.
CUCUAAGCCUUUUUUACUUCUACAUACCUCUUUCCUCCACCUUCCCUGUUGUCCUAACCAUGUCUGAUCAUGUACUUUCAUUCUUAUUUUCCAGAUUACCUCUUGGAUUUGAAGAGAACCAGUGUUUGAAUAUUCCAUCCAUCUGUCCACAAUACUAUAAUUAAUUGACCUAACAUGGAUCAUUUCAGUGAUAGAAUGACCCGUGUCAGGUCAAUUAAUACCAACAUGAUUCAAUUUAGGGACUUCAGUUGCUCCACUAGGGAAGCAGAUUUCAUUGGCGGAUUAGGCAUUGUUAGAUUGAAGAUAUCAGAGGUCUCCAAUUAGAGCCUACAAAAGGAAACCGACCCAGAAGUAUCUCUGAUGAUUUCUGGUGAAAUUAUUUGCACUCUGGAUUAAGCCAUACAUGAAGUUGGUUCUGCCCCUGAAUAUUUAAUCUAUAAUGAACUAUAAAUUGCCUGUGUUGCUCAAUUCAGUUUGAGUCUUUUAUUAGUCACUUGAAAUGAAAGAAUUCCACAUGAUAUGGCUUUUUUUCCCCCUGGAUCCUAAACGACAUUGGGGCAUGAUUUCCAAUCUCUGCCCUUAAGACCCUGUUCAUCAGGCCUAUGCACUCACUUGUUAUUGCCUAUAAAAGGGGGGACAUCAGACCACCCUCAUGUCUCAGAAGGCAUUAAUUUAACUCACAUAUAAUGCAUAAAUAAAUGACCAGCAAAUAGCCCUUACCUCUUUACUGAAAAGUUGGAAGGGAAUUAUUGUAAUCAGGAGCUCGUCUUCCUACCCAAAAGAGAAUUGUUGGCAGUACAGGGAGGCCAAAAGUAUGUAGCCUCAAUAACCUUGAGAAAGUGUAACUAAGGUUGGUCUUUGAGAAUUAAACUAGUAGAAUCCCCACACAAGGAGUGUCGUCUGACAUCCAUGACAGCCAACCAAGAGUGUGCCUGUUUGAAAACUACAAAACUCCAGUCAAGGUCGUCACCUCAGAGAAACCAAAAUGAAAUGCAAUUGCAAUUAAGCAAUCUGAAAACUAAUUCUAUGCUCUCCCACACCUAGCCUUAUGCUUGGCACGUAGCACCAUCAGUAAAUAUUUGUUGAAUGAAUGAAUCAGCAUGAACAAAAGUGUCAACAUGGCAGAGGAAAUCUAAGAAGCCAGAAGCAGGCAGUUAUCCUUCAUACGAAGUCCAAGAGACAGGAAAUUUCAUGUAUAUAGAUAUAGAUAGGAACCUAGAUGUGGAGGUGGAUAAAUAUAAUAGAGAUAAACAUAGACACCUGAAUCUGUGUGCUUGGUUAAUAUACACCUACCACUGGACUACAGACCCACUCUCAGUAUGGGGGUCAGACCUUGGACCCUACUGCAUAGAAUAAGAAUUCUGUAGAGGCUCUGAGUCAUCAGCCUGGAUACCAAUUCCUUUGCAUGGGAUCGAAGACAGAGAGCUUAAGAAGAACUGGGAUAGUCGAUUCAACUGCAGCUUUCUCACCUAUUAGUUGGUCUCCUGAGGCUGAAAUCUGAAGCAUCAAAAGGUAAACAUUCCACUUGAUCCAGGAACAAAAACAAAGCAAAGUGAGAAUGAGGAGAAACAUGAACAAAGACUUUUCAGCUCGCAUGGAGGCUCUGAUCACCCAGGCAAGUGACAUAGAUCCAGCCACCACAGCAGCAGGAGCACUCACAGGGGUGGUACCCCCAGUUAAGACUCUACUUGAAGAUGCUCCACUCACUGCAAGUCAUGGAGUAAAUGUGGGUCAGAAAAGUGUAGGUCAAAAAGACAAUGAUGAGAUGAAAAAAGUGUGUGAUUUUAGUUUGUAUCUAAGUGCAGAGGCUGAUGGGCCAUGCCCAGAUUUGGCUUUGGUUCAUGCUGCACUGGAAGAAGAUUCCUGUGCUGCUGAUGGUGAGGAUAAUGUAGGGAAGAAAACCAGCCGUAAAAGGAGGAAUAAAAAGGAAAGUAAGAUUGUGUAUCUUCCUUUGCCUCUGACACUGCAGACUCGGGCAUCGUCUGCAGCCCAAUUUCUAAGUCAAUCUUGUGCCAUGGAGUCUUUCCCAAUUGCUAAUGUGGGGCAAGCAAGCAAUGAGCAAAGGUGGGAUGAGACAUCAGUUCUUGCUCAGCCUUGGGAGGCACUGAAUGGUGCUGUGCCACCAGAAACAAGUCCAGGUCAGUCCUCUCUUGAGGAGGCCUCUGUGACAACCAAUGAGGAGAACAAAGUACAGCAGAAAAGCAAAAGUAAAGGGAAAAAUAAAAAGAAUGAAAAGAUUGCAGGUGGUCCUUGGCCUCUGACAGUACAGGCUUGGGUAUCUUUCACAGGCCCAAAUCCAGCACAGACCAGUAUUACAAGGCCUUCACCAAUUGUGAAUGAUGCAAUCAGCAUAGGGCCAAAAAGCAGAGGUCAAAGAUGUGAGGAUAGCAUGUCAAUUCUUACUUUGUCUCAAGACACAGAUGGCGGUGACUCAAGCUCAUUUGUAGCUCUAGGACGGGCUUCCCUGGAGGAAUUGUCCUCUGCUCCUAACAGUGAGGCAAAUGUAGGAAAGAAAAGAAAACGUAAAAGGAGGCAUAGAAAGCGCAAAAAUGCCCUGGCUCAUCUCUGGCCUCUGACAGUGCAAGCCUGGGCAUCAUUUACAGAAGCAAAUCCAGCCCAGACCCUUUUACAGGGGAAACCUCUAGGGAGGGAAAGCUGGCCUCAACUGGAGAAGUGUGAGGAAGAAAGAAAGUCUGUUAUCCCUUGGUCUGAGGGGACACAGACUGGGCCGCCCUGCUCCAUAAUGGCUUCUUUGCAGACUUCAUUUGAGGGGGCUUCUCUUUUAGAAGAUAUCCAGACAAAGCUGAAAGAACUUAGGAGGAGGCCUGUGAAGAGAGAUGAAGGGCAACUGCAGAAUAGCAUAGAGCUCACCCUGGAAUCCUGUCAGGGUUGGAGAAAUGCAGAGAGAUACCCAAGGGAUCAGAACUUCUGGGAAUGUACCGUCAUGAAUUUUGCUAGGCAAGUUGAUUGUUGUUAUUGUGGGGAGCUCUGCUCACAAGAGAGAAUGGAGGCUUUGACUUUGACCAAAGCCCAUACCCACAUCAGUACUUCAGUGAUGGGAAUGCAUGGACCAGAGAAGGAAGGGGCUGAAUCGCAGACAAUCUGGAUGGGGAAAUGGGAAAGCUUUUAAGAUAAAGAAGAUAAAAGAAAGGGAGCUAAGGAGCAUUCUGGGUCCUGGAAGUGCAAUUGUCUGCAUUUUGGGGGGAGAGAGGAAUGUUUAAAAUGCUACUCUGAGGAAAGAGAGGUUAAAUAUACAAAUGGUAAAUUUCUCCAGAUUUUAUGGUAAUAUCAUAAUUACUCUAAUCGUGGGAGAUUUCUCUCCUAAUUAAGUUUUCAGUUUAUUAGCAGAUAAAGAGAACCUCCUUUCUUCUGUCUAUCCUCUUCCUCAUAAAUUCUCUGAAAGGAUUGGAAAAGUUGUGUUGUUAUGACUGAUAAACAGUAUUAUGAGUCUAGAUUACAAACGAAUGAUACAAUGUAUAUUGGAUCCUGAGGAUACUGCCCUUGACUAUAAAAUGUUAUUGAAUAUUGUAUGUAACAUUGCAAACUGACUUCAUUAUAUUUAAUUCUGGUACUGACCACUUAAUAGUUGUUAAGAGCAUGGGCUCUAUAGCUACAAUGGCAAGAUUCAAAGCUGUGUUCCUCUGAGUAAAUUACUCAUCUUCCCUGGGUCCCAAUUUCCCUCUCCCACACAGAGAGGGAAAUAAUAAUAAUAACACCUCUUAGAGUUCUGUGAGAUUAAAUGAAUUAACAAAUUAGCAGCACUUAGAAGAGUAUUUGGCAUACCAGAAGCCCUCACACAAUGUCAAAUGUCAUUACUUUAACUUAAAGCACUUAAGUUCUGUAAAAGGGCUGGUUUUGUGGUACUAUGUGUCCUAAAAGUUACAUAAAUGUCAUUGCAUACAUAAUAUGGAAUAUGAAGCUUCUAUUUAAGUUAUAGUAACAAAAAUGCUUAAGGGCAUAGAAAAAUGCUACUUAUGGGGGGAAAGCAGGUUAUUUCUGAGGUAGUGGAUAUUAAGCAUGUCAAGAAAUUCUUCAGCAAUAAAGACUUGGAGAGAAAUGCA